Molecule: messenger RNA, 7096 nt
Organism: Trifolium pratense (red clover)
Lineage: Eukaryota; Viridiplantae; Streptophyta; Magnoliopsida; Fabales; Fabaceae
Exons: 16
Coding region: 427-6774 (2115 amino acids)
Source: RefSeq, a predicted model, not a curated record
AUAGGGGUUUUCUGCUAUAUAACCCUAGCUAGUAGAUACUUUCCACAAACAAAUCAUCACCACCCACGUGUCUCGACAUUAACCUCCUAAACUCUGACAACCGUUAGAUCUUUACCACUUACAAACAAAUCCACUUUUUUAAAAAUAUUUUGAUUCCAUCAUUUCUAUCUAAUUUUCCUCCCUUUGCAACAAAACAAAAUAUUCGACUGUGCCUUUUUUCUCAUCCAAACAAUUUUAGAAGAAAAAAAAAAUCGAUUGCGAAUUUUUCAUUUUUCACACUCUCGUCGGAACCCUAAUUGAAUUUGUCAGAAGUCGAAUCUACCGAUGAGUGUGCGAUUGAGGAAUUUGUGAGAUCAAAAGGGCUGGAUUUCAUCGCCGGAUGGAGGGAGGUAGCGUCUCUACACUUACUUCUACUGGGAUUCAUCCAUGGAUUAUGAUGACAGUGAUUUUGAAAACCAGAAUCUCCAUUUAGCCGGUGAAGGGAGCGCCAAGUUUCCUCCAGUAUUAAGACCAUACGCUCUCCCUAAGUUUGAUUUUGACGAAAGCCUUCAAGGUAAUUUAAGAUUUGAUAGUUUGGUUGAAACUGAAGUUUUUCUUGGCAUUGAAAGUAACGAAGAUAACCAGUGGAUUGACGCAUUCUCCCGUGGGGGUAGUAGCAUAGAGUUCAAUUCAACCACCGCUGGAUCUUGCUCUAUAUCAAGGUAUGGCAACGUGUGGUCUGAGGCCACUUCCUCAGAGUCUGUUGAAAUGCUCUUGAAAUCUGUUGGACAGGGGGAGUAUAUUCCUAGACAAACUGUUAUUCAGGAAUCGGAUGCUUUUGAUGAACUGGCCUGCUUAGCUAAGCAAAUGGACUCCAAUCCAAAACCUGAUGAUAGAAAUGAAUUUAAAGAUAAUGUUACAGAUUUGCAUCCACCUGAUGGUACUCAUACAAGUUUUUCUGAACUGAAGAAGCAUGUAGGAAUGGAGCAGUCUCAGACUGGAAUUCCCCAAAGUCACGGAGGUGAAUUAUCCAUCGACGGAAGUUCAGGUAUUCUGGAACCAAAUGAUGUGUUCCGAAACAUUGACUUACCUAUGCCUGGGGGUAGUCCAACUAUAUUUACCGAUGAUAAAAGUAACAUUACUAACCAAAGGGAAGUUGAGAUUGUGGCUGAUGAAUCGGAUCGCGGCAAAGUUCAUGAGACAUCAGCACUUGUGGUGGAAACUAAUAUUACCGAAUCAUCUAUGCAAAAUAUGGUUGAUGAGAAUCAAGGUCCUCAGCUAACACAAACUAAUAAUCAAAAUUUGGAAUCUUCUAUGACAAAGGAAGAAACUGUUGUAGAGACACAAACUCUGGAUCAUAAUGCAGUUGAUUUUGAUGAACAUCGUCCGGAUAAAUACCUUUUUUCAGUACCCCCACAAGAUUCUUUGGAAGAAGGGAGUGUAGUUAAAGGACCUGAGACCGGGUUAAGUAGUUUAGAGGAUUCCAUGGGAAUGGGAACUGUUGCAGUUUCUGACACGCAGAAAGAAGAAAGACGCAGUGAAGAUACAUGCACAUCGCUGAAGGUUUCAGUUAAAGAUGAUUCUGUCUAUGACGGGCAGGUGGUUGAGGCUAGCAAUUCCAUAACUGGAAUUGCUCCAAAUCUCCAGCAAACUGUGGAUGUCAUUGAGAAGAAAACGUCCAGUGUGAGCAAUGUUCUUAAGGAAACCGAGUUAUUGAACACUGGUGGUGACCACAUGGAUACAGGGAUUUUAUCUAACAAGGCAGAUGUAUCAACAUUUCCUGCAGAGGAAAACAGCAUUUCUGUUGUUAGUGAAGGAAAUGAUGACAACAGGGUUGGCGGAGGUUUUCCCGGUUUCAGUUUGGUGGCUUGUUCAACAAACUCUUCCAUUGUGGGCGAGUCAACUCAAAUAUGUGUAAACAAUGAAGCUGAUAGGCAAAGUGACAUAGAAAAGUUUGACCAAGAUAUUUCUGUCAAUGAAGAGAAUACAAAGAUUCUUUCUGAUUCUAGCCAAAUGCAUUCCGAUGUUGCCCAAUCCCAUCUUGGUGAUAAGGCAGUUGUUUCAUCACCUCUUAGUGCAGGUAGUAUGGAAUCUGAAUUGACAACUUCCCCUGUAUCAAUCGACGUCAAACCUGUCAGUAAUUCAGCUUCACAAGUUAUUUCAGAAAACAUUAGUUUGACAUCCUGUGAGGUAAUGAAUGAUCCACCUCCUAGUGAAGUUGUUUCAAUUCACGGAGCCACUGGCGACAACGAUAUUCAAAGGGUAACAACUGUUGAAUCAUCUUAUGCCGAGGGAAAAGAAGAAAAUGCAACGGAAACAACAAAGGAAGCUGGAAUAUCUGCUCUUGCCGGGUCUUCUGAACAGGAAACUGCUCCUUGUCCUGUUAAGGAAACAGAAAAACUUCAUCCUUCUGAUACUUCUGGACAUUUGAUGGGUGACAUGGCAAGUGACAGUAUUCAUGAUAUUGGGACUCAUGGUGUCGCAAAAAUUGGGGAACCGCAAAGAGCAAUAGAUGAGAAGGUUACCCAGGACUGCACAGAAGAGAUUAGUAUACCUCCAGUUCUAUGUGAAUCAUCAGAGAAACAGGGUGAUGGUGUCACAAUUUCCGUCAUUAAGGAUGACAAGGAAACGUUACAGGAGAUUCAUGACAAGUCGUCCUCAAAAGAAUUAGGUGACAUUUUACCAGGGAACAAAGAUUCCAUAUCUUCUGCUCCUUUGUCCGACUCUUGUGUUGAGUUGCCUGAGACUGGAAGCUGUCCUGCCAAUAGUAUAUGCAGUCCCUCUAGUACAUUCAGAAUCCCUUCACAAACUGAAAAAUAUGUGAAUCGAGGUAAGGUUUCUGAUAAUCAGAACACCCCAGCAUCUGAGUUAAAAAACAGUGGCACACAUAAUACGUUGCCUACUGCUCAAGUUCUAAAGAGGAAUACUGCAUCUAAAGAUGAGAGAAGCUCAACUCCCGAGGUAAACUUUGUGGUUGUUGAUUUAUCCAAAAAGGACACUGCAAAUCUCGCUACAAGUGUUGGCAAGAGACAAUCAACCCCUGUUAUCGCAACCAGCUUAUCACCAAUAGCUUUCGGGGAAUCUCCUUCAACUUCUGGGCUAGGUCCUUCAACAACCAAACCUGUAGCAAAUAUCCCCCAUGGAACUCCACAAAUAUCAGAUGCAGAAGUAGCUUUAAGUGCUUCUAAAGCUACGCCAAAACGGAAAGCUAGGCAAUCGUCUAAUAAGGCAGUUGGAAAGGAAUCUGCUAGAAGAGGAGGUCGUGUGAAAAAUGCAAGUCCUGCUAGACAGUCUGAAAAAGGUGAUAAAUCAACCAAAGUUUCCCUCAGCCCAUCUCCUGGUUUCAAGCUGAUGCAAUCAAAUGAAGUGCAACAGUAUGGUCAUGUUGAUUCCAAUAGUGCAAAGGCAUUUUCUCUUGUAAAUACUUCAACGUCUAGCCUUCCAGAUUUGAACACUUCUGUUUCUCCACCCCUCCUGUUUAAUCAGCCUUUCACAGAUCUGCAACAAGUGCAAUUGCGUGCACAGAUCUUGGUCUAUGGAACAUUAAUUCAAGGCAUAACACCGGAUGAGGCACAUAUGAUAUCAGCUUAUGGGGGGACAGAUGGUGGAAGGAACCUUUGGGAGACUGUCUGGCGUGUCUGCAUGGAAAGACAGCGUAGUCAAAAAUCUCAUCCCAUUACCCCAGAAACACCUCUACAAUCACGAUCUGUUGCCAGAACAUCUGAUUCGACAGUUAAGCAAAGUGCACUUCAAGGGAAAGGUAUCUCUUCACCUCUUGGUAGAGCUAGCAGCAAGGCUACUCCAACUAUUGCCAACCCCUUAAUACCUCUGUCAUCUCCUCUUUGGAGUCUACCAACUCUCUCUUGCGAUUCCCUUCAAUCUAGUGCUCUUGCAAGAGGUUCUGUUGUGGAUUAUUCCCAGGCACUUACUCCAUUGCAUCCUUAUCAAUCUCCACCUCCGAGAAGUUUUCUUGGGCAUAACACAUCCUGGAUAUCCCAAGCCCCCCUUCGUGGACCAUGGAUUGGUUCUCCAGCACCUGACAACAGCACCCAUCUUUCUGCAUCAUCUGCCUCAGAUACAAUUAUGUCAGGUUCAGUCAAGGGAUCUUCUUUGCCUCCUUCCUCAAGCAUAAAAAAUGUUACUCCUGGUCCUCCUGCCUCCAGUGCAGGCUUUCAAAGUACUUUUGUUGGGACUGCUUCUCAGCUUGAUGCAACCAAUGUGACAGUAUCACCGGCUCAGCAUUCUUCAGAUCCGAAGCCCAAAAAGAGGAAAAAGGUUGUGCCAUCUGAGGAUCUUGGUCAGAAGCAGCCUUUGCAGUCUCUGACUCCAGCUGUCGGUAGCCAUGCAUCUACUUCCGUUGCUGUUGCGACCCCUGUUGGCAAUGUGCCGAUAUCUAGUGCUGAAAAAUCUUUUGUGUCUGUAUCUCUAGCUGAUCAACCCAAAAAUGAUCAGAGUGUUGAGAAGAGGAUUCUGUCAGAUGAGUCUCUUAUGAAAGUUAAGGAGGCUAGGAUACAUGCAGAGGAAGCUUCUGCUCAUUCUGCUGCUGCAGUGAAUCAUAGCCUGGAGUUAUGGAAUCAAUUGGAUAAGCAUAAAAAUUCUGGAUUUAUGUCAGAUAUUGAGGCCAAAUUAGCUUCUGCAGCAGUGGCAGUUGCAGCUGCUGCAGCUGUUGCAAAGGCAGCAGCCGCCGCUGCUAACGUUGCAUCAAAUGCUGCAUUUCAAGCAAAAUUGAUGGCUGAUGAAGCUUUGAUUUCAUCUGGCUAUGAAAAUUCCAGCCAAAGUAACAAAAUUUUCCUUUCUGAGGGUACUAGUAACCCAGGACAAGCUACGCCUGCUUCCAUUUUGAAGGGUGCUAAUGGCCCCAAUAGCCCUGGUUCUUUCAUUGUUGCUGCAAAGGAAGCUAUUAGGAGGAGAGUGGAAGCAGCUUCAGCUGCCACCAAAAGAGCUGAAAAUAUGGAUGCCAUUUUAAAGGCUGCUGAGCUUGCAGCAGAGGCUGUAUCUCAAGCAGGAAAGAUCGUAACUAUGGGUGAUCCUUUGCCAUUAAUUCAGUUGAUAGAAGCUGGCCCAGAAGGAUUAUGGAAAGCAUCCCGAGAGUCUUCUCGGGAAGUUGGAUUAUUGAAAGACAUGACCAGAGAUCUGGUGAACAUAGACAUUGUCAGAGAUAUUCCCGAAACUUCUCAUGUACAAAACAGAGACGUCUCAUCUAGUGGAAUUUCAGCUUCUAUCAUGAUCAAUGAAAAGAAUUCAAGAGGACAAAAGGCUCACAAUGUUUCUGAUAUAGUCAUGCCUGUUGACAUGGUUCCUGGAACUGGAUCUGAGCCUGAAAUACAGGCUCCUUUCUCUGUUAGUAAUGGAUCUGAAAAUCUUGAUGAAAAUAAAUUCAAGGAGGGCUCACUUGUUGAGGUCUUCAAAGAUGAGGAAGGUUAUAAAGCUGCAUGGUUCGUAGCCAAUAUUUUAAGCUUGAAAGAUGGCAAAGCUUAUGUAUGCUACAAUUCACUUUUAACUUUUGAAGGGCCUUUAAAGGAAUGGGUGUCACUUGAAUGUGAAGGAGACAAACCACCCAGAAUACGCACUGCUCGCCCUAGUUUGCAACAUGAAGGAACAAGAAAGAGACGCAGAGCAGCUAUGGGAGAUUAUGCAUGGUCUGUCGGGGAUAGGGUUGAUGCAUGGAUACAAGAAAGCUGGCGUGAAGGAGUAAUCACAGAGAAGAAUAAGAAAGAUGAAACAACUUUAACUGUCCACAUUCAUGCUAGUGGAGAAACAACUGUUCUUAGAGCUUGGCAUCUCCGUCCAUCCCUUAUUUGGAAGGAUGGGCAAUGGCUUGAAUUUUCCAAGGUGGGAGCAAAUGACGAUUCUACGCAUAAGGGUGAUACACCGCAAGAAAAGCGACCAAAGUUGGGUAGUAAUGCAGUAGAGGUGAAAGGGAAAGACAAGAUGUCAAAAAAUAUUGAUGCUGCAGAGUCAGCAAAUCCUGAUGAGAUGAACUUGCUUAAUUUGACUGAAAAUGAGAAAGUGUUUAACAUUGGUAAGAGCAGCACAAAUGAAAGUAAACAGGAUGCACAGAGAAUGGUGAGAUCUGGUCUUCAAAAAGAAGGGUCAAGAGUUAUUUUUGGAGUUCCUAAACCUGGGAAGAAAAGGAAAUUUAUGGAUGUAAGCAAGCACUAUGUUGCACAUGAGAGCAGCAAGGCUAAUGAUAAAAAUGGUUCGGGUAAAAUUUCAAAUUUUUCAAUGCCUCAAGGUUCAGAACUCCGAGGAUGGAGAAAUAGUUCCAAAAAUGAUACUAAGGAGAAACUUGGAGCUGACCCCAAGCCCAAGACUAAAUUUGGAAAACCACCACAGGGUGUUUUGGGUAGAGUGAACCCACCAAGAAACACUUCUGUAUCCAAUACAGAAACGGCCAAGGGUUCUUCAAAUCAUUUCAAGAAUGCUUCACAGAGUGAAAGUCAGGCAGAGGUAGCAACCAACACUACAACCGAUGGAGUGACACAAGUACCAAUGGUAUUUUCAUCACUAGCAACUUCAACAGAUACUCGUCCUACUAAGAGGACAUUCGCAUCAAGAGCAAGUAAGGGAAAACUUGCACCUGCCAGUAAGCUGCGAAAGGGUGGUGGGGGAAAGGCUUUAAAUGACAAACCCACAAAAUCAACAUCUGAAUCUGAUGUACUUGAGCCCCGAAGAUCCAAUCGUAGGAUCCAGCCAACUUCCAGACUAUUAGAAGGAUUACAGAGCUCUUUGAUAGUCUCAAAGAUUCCUUCGAGUUCUCAUAAUCGUAAUAUACCUAAAGGUAAUCAGGGUUGACUGGAAGAAGUUUGCAAUGGCGUACAGUUAUUAGAUGACCGACAUACCCAGCAUAGAUUUGUAUAUUUAUUUAUUUUAUAAUAGGGAAAACCUAGGAAUGGAAAUUCUUGUUUUCUUUGUUUUAGGCAGAGACUAUAGCUCAAUAGAUGGUUGGUCAUAUUGAUUUAGUAAUAUUAUUAUUUAAAUGUGAUUUGAUCCUUUAGUCUUAUGGCACUGUAGGCUGUGCUGUAUAUGAAAGUUGCCAUGUUUGUAGAUGUUGAUCAAAUUUAUGCGUGAUUCGUCUCACGCCUUCUGGCUAUUUAUCGACUUCCAUCCGCUCGAA